Rubroshorea leprosula is the source of this 1474-nucleotide messenger RNA. NCBI's taxonomy places the organism in Eukaryota, Viridiplantae, Streptophyta, Magnoliopsida, Malvales, Dipterocarpaceae. The record is from the annotation of a GenBank genome assembly.
ACAGACACACACACCUUCCCCAACUUUAAGUGUUUUCUUCAUUUUCUGUCACUUUCCAGGGAAAAUGAAGAAGAUGGGGUGCUGCGCCAACUUUCUCGAGAGCUCCAAGCCCUAUUUUGCAAUGAUUUCGUUGCAAUUUGGGUAUGCCGGCAUGAACAUCAUCACCAAAAAGUCCCUCAACGGAGGGAUGAGCCACUUCGUGCUAGUGGUCUACCGCCACGCAAUUGCCACCGCUGUCAUCGCACCCUUUGCUUUCAUUUUUGAAAGGAGAGGACAACCAAAAAUAACAUUUCCUGUUUUUAUGCAAAUUUUCAUCCUUGGUCUCCUUGGACCGGUGAUUGAUCAGAACUUCUACUAUGCUGGACUGAAGUUUACUUCUCCGACUUUCUCAUGUGCCUUGAGCAACAUGCUUCCUGCUAUGACAUUUGUGAUGGCUGUAAUCUGCCGGAUGGAGAAAAUAGAGAUGAAGAAGGUGAGAUGCCAAGCGAAGGUGGUGGGAACGGUGUUGACGGUGGUCGGAGCUAUGUUGAUGACAUUAUACAGAGGUGGAGUUGUCAAGAUGUUUUGGACAAAGUACAUCCACCUGCACACAUCCGCUGCUGACAAGGCCGCAAACGAGCAUCAGAAUUGGUUCCUGGGCUCCAUCCUCCUCAUCAUCGCCACCCUGGCCUGGGCUUCCUUUUUCGUUCUACAGACGAAAGCUUUAAAGACAUACAAGGACCAUCAACUUUCUUUGACAUCUUUGGUGUGCUUUAUAGGCACACUUCAGGCAAUCGCUGUGACAUUUGUGAUGGAGCACAAUACCUCAGCGUGGAAACAUAACUCCAAGAUGGAUAUCAUUGCUGCUGCCUAUGCUGGAAUUGUUACAUCAAGCAUUCCAUAUUACGUUCAAGGACUAGUGAUAAAGCAAAAGGGUCCGGUGUUCACCGUUGCUUUCAGCCCUUUGAUGAUGAUCAUUGUUGCCGUUAUGGGUUCUUUCAUCCUGUUAGAGAAGAUUUAUCUUGGAGGUGUGAUUGGGGCAUUCUUGAUAGUAAUAGGGCUGUAUGCGUUUCUGUGGGGAGAACACAAGGAGAGCAAGGAGAAGAAAGCCGAAGAGAUCAUAGCAGAACCGAUGAAAUGUGUUCAAGGAAAUGGCAACUCUGUAUUGAUUAUAGAAGAUAUUGAAGCCAAUGGUGUUGAAUUGAAGAUCAACAAGAUCUCUGCAGUUACCAUUACCAUGCCUAUCCCAGAACCCACCAUCAAAACCAACCAAAUGCCAUAAAUUAAGAUAAUCAUCAAUAUAAUUAUGGUGCCAUAGGGAGAAAUCAAUCAAGGAAAAGGAUGUGCUUUUUUGCCUUUUUUCAUCCCCAUUUUGUUUCUGUCAUUUUUAGACAAAUUAAAAAGAUAUGGGGCUAAAUUAUAAAAUUUAUAUUUUAUAUGUUUAGUAUUAUGUCAUGUGUAAGCUAGCUAAUGUACUGAUGAAUAUUUCAAAAUG